CUGGGCAGUGUUGAUGCGUUCCUCAGUCAGAUUACGACGGUCCUUCUCUUCUUAGGUUCGAGUGGCUGGCCGAACGUCAUGUGGGUGUUUGGGCUGCACUCCUUCUCCUCCCCUGCCUUCGUGUGGUGGCUUUGUGGUUCAGUCGUAGUGUCGGCUUACCAGGCACAGACCAUACCGGAAAUGUUCCGAAGCCUGGUGCAGGAGACCCUCGCCGGGGAUGACAUCAUGCUGGUCCUGGACUCCGGGGCCAGGAAGGAGCUAAACCUCGAGGCCGUGGCUGGCGGCGGCGGCACGAUGACGUUAUUGGACACUGACGAGUCAAGCAGUUUUCUAGAAACAGCCUCGAAACGUAUCCUUCGAGGGAGCCACUUUACUGUCAUUUUGGCCUUCACAAGGACCCCAGCAUCCUUUCUGAAGGAUCUUGAUGCCAGAUGGAAUCCAGACUUUAUGUUACUUCUGAGCAUGAAUUCAAGCGUCAACAACACAGCGCUUCUCGAGGAUGAAAGGUUCCAGCGGAGUCAACACCUGACGUUGCUGGAGCUGGAUAGUAAAAGAUCCCCUGCCAGAUUAAGAGUGUUUUCUAGUCUGCCAAUGAAAGGAAGAAGGUUUGUAAAACUACUUUUGGGAUACUGGAAUACGGGCUUUUUUAAAAACAAGAAGGAUUUGUUUCCGGAGCGCUUUGAGACUUUGCACGGAGCGGCGCUGCAACUGGCGUCUUGGUGUGAUGACUUUCCUUUUUUGUACCCCGUGAACGGCCUCUGCAAAGGCUCUAGCCUUGACAUGCUCGAUGUGAUCGCCUCUCACCUCAACUUCUCAUAUGACGUCCAGAUGGAGCCCUCAGACCACGAGUGGGGUAAGUGGGAGGGCGGCCGAUGGACUGGCAUGCUGGGAGACUUGGCUUACAACAACAAGGACCUUGUCAUCAAUGUGUUUCAAAUCACCCAGGAAAUAUUUACCAACUUUGAAAUAUCUUAUCCUUACCACGUGGAGAGCUACGUGUUCCUGCUGGCGAAGCCCCCACCCGUGCCGCGGCGGCAGGGGCUGCGGUAUCCGUUCACGGAGACGGUGAUCUUGGCCGUCCUCGGCACCUCCUUCGCCGUGGCGGUGCUGCUCACUCUUUUCCUCAGGGCGGUGCCGGACUCCCAAGACUACUCACAGGCAUUUCUAUUGGUAAGGGAUCAUAUAUACUUUCUCUGCUUAUCUCACCUUUCUUUUUUAUGUAAUCCUCUGUACCUUUGUAUAUCCAAAACAGCCUCAUCAUUCUGGAUAAAUCCUUCCUGCUUUCAUUGUGAGUGUCUGUGUGUGGGGCAGGUGCUGGCUGGCAUCCUGAGGCAGGCGGUGAAUCAUCGUCUCGAGCGGUGGUGGGAGCGGGUGUGGGUCGGCAGCUGGUGGCUGAUCUGCGUCAUCAUCAGCACGGCCUACACCGCCAACCUGGUCGUCUUCCUCACCAUCCCGAUUUACCCACAGCGCAUCGAGACCGUCGGACAACUUGCCUCUUCAAGCCUCAGGGUGGCGAUGCAGGACUACGGCAGCUUUGUCCCUGAUGCCUUGAACACCUCCCAGGACCCUUCCCUUCAGCAGCUGGGAGCCAACCUCGACCUCUUCCCUUACGUCUACUUGAACUACGAGGUCGGGUUCUCCUGGGUGACCGACCGAACCCACUCCCUGAUAGAGACGCGGUCCUACCUGGCUUACCUGGUGGGCCUGCAUAACAUCAGCAGCGUGACCUACGUGAUGAAGGAGGAGGUGUUCCCCGGCUACCUGUCCUGGAUCCUGAGGAAGAACUGUCCGUACGCAGCGCGGAUGGGGCGGACGUUGCAGACGCUAGUGGAAUCCGGCCUGAUGGCGUUCAAGUACCGCAAGCACAAGUCGACAGCCUCGCGUUCCCAAGACGACCAGGCGAAGACGGUGGCCGGCGAGCCGCUGAGCAUGAGUCAAAUGCUCGGCCCCUUUAUGCUGUUGGCCUUCGGUUUUAGCAUCGCUACGCUGGUGUUGCUCGGGGAAAGGUUUAUCGCCUCUAAAUAACAAGAGUUGAUGACGUAGAAAAAGUGGUAAUUCCUAAGACGAGUCGCCAUCCUCUGUGUGUGAUCAGACCCCCUCGUUGUUUCGUUGUUUUAGUUAAGUUUAGUAGUUCAGAUGUUUCAGUCUUUCUCUUGUGCCAUGAAUGUAAGAAAUCACUCUUUAGACCUCGAUUGAUUUCCUUUUCGGCCAUUGGAAAUUGUUGAUGUGAGAGGUGAAAGCGUCUGGGAAUACCGGCCCAUUGUUUGCUCUUAUUUCUUGUGCUGCAUUAUUUUAAGGUCCUUUGUUGUUGCUUUUCGUGACCACAAAGGACUCAUGCUUGAUCUGUAUGACCUCUUCCUUGUGUGCAAUGUAAUAUGUGUCUCAGUUGUUGGUGUUAGUCAUAACAGUCCAUUUCCGUGAGAGAUGCCGAGCUGUUUAUUGAGUGAACAAACAAUAAAUUGAUGCAUAGA
This is a messenger RNA of Eriocheir sinensis (Chinese mitten crab), 2471 nucleotides long. RefSeq names its product glutamate receptor ionotropic, delta-2-like. NCBI's taxonomy places the organism in Eukaryota, Metazoa, Arthropoda, Malacostraca, Decapoda, Varunidae. Gene Ontology annotation, molecular function: glutamate-gated receptor activity. Gene Ontology annotation, cellular component: membrane. The record is from RefSeq and is a predicted model, not a curated record. Bases 79 to 2025 code for a protein of 648 amino acids. The transcript is spliced from 6 exons.